Microplitis mediator is the source of this 2250-nucleotide messenger RNA. RefSeq names its product interleukin enhancer-binding factor 3 homolog. The record is from RefSeq and is a predicted model, not a curated record. Lineage: Eukaryota; Metazoa; Arthropoda; Insecta; Hymenoptera; Braconidae. Gene Ontology annotation, biological process: RNA processing; adenosine to inosine editing. Gene Ontology annotation, molecular function: tRNA-specific adenosine deaminase activity; double-stranded RNA adenosine deaminase activity; double-stranded RNA binding. The transcript is spliced from 6 exons. Gene Ontology annotation, cellular component: nucleolus; cytoplasm. Bases 773 to 1987 code for a protein of 404 amino acids.
UUAUCUGAAAUAUUCCGGGAUCAAACAUCGUUAGCAAAUGGUGGAUUGCGGCACAUUCCAGUCAAGACAAAUAAUUUAACAGAAAGUAUUAUUUUAUUUAAAAUAGAUCAAUUAAAUAAAAUCCGUUACUACGUUUCAUUGAACGUAAUAAAAUAAAUAACUUGAAAGUUGAAUUUAAAUAAUCCGAUAAGCUUUUGAUAAGAUUAAAAUAGAAGUUAUAAAUAGUUACUAAGCAAUGUUCACAAGGAGCAGAGGAACCGGAGGCCCAAAUCAAAAUCAAAACCAAAAUAAAACAAAUUACGGUGCAGGCCGUGGAUCGAUGUUGAAUCCUUCUUAUGGUGCUCAAAACAAUUCCGUUAAAAUAGCUAUACAACAAUAUCAAGGAGGUGCAUUUCGCCAGGGGCAAGUUCGUUAUUUACUCACCUAGUGUAAAUUGCCAGCGAUGACUCCUAAAUUAUUGUUCUUAUAUUUUUAUAAAAUGAUUAAGUAUAGAUUAUUUUUGAAAACAAACAACUUGCAUAUACUUUUACUUGAGUAUAUCAAUGUUGCUAUUAAUUUCAUGAUAAUCUGAGGGAAAAUAACUGGCGAGUUUAAGCUAAGUGUAGUAAAAAAAAACCCACGUUGCCAGUAAUUAAUUAACGCGAUGCUAGGCCCUGGUGGGAUAGUACAACCGUAGAGGUUCUUGUGUAGCGGCGACCCACCCUCUAUUUUUCAGUACCUUCAACAGGGUAACUAUCAACAAAAUAACACACAGAAGCCUCCCGGGAACUCGAUGAACCAGGCAUUCAAAGGAUCUGCGCAGCAACAACAUCCACGACAGCCGCAGCAGCAACAGCAGCAACAACACCAGCAGUCGCAGCAGCAAAUCCUACAGCAGCAACAACAGAAUAUUAUUCAGGCACAAAGUCAGGCUAAUCAGCAACAAGUCGGCCAGCCACAACGUUUGAAGCCUAUUCUUAAACAAACUCCGGCAGCUCCGCCAGCUCAAGCUCCGCAAACUCCGGCAGUUCAACAACAACCUGCUGCGACCAUGCCGGCAGUUGAGGCCAAUGACACCAAUGAUGAAACCAUGUCUCAAGUUUCUACUGACCAGCCUAAAUGGAAGCGUAUUAAGGUUCCUGGCGGUAAGUUGGUUAAAGUAAACAGGAAGCUUAAGCGCUUACGUAUGAAUCAGCGUUUGAGGAAGACUUUGAUGCCCAAGAAUGCGAUAAUGGUUUUGAAUGAAAUGAAAGCUGGUGUUAAAUUUCAUCUUGUAGAAAAUCAAGCCGUACCGAACGCAAUGUUCCUUGUUCAUGCUGAGCUUGAAGGUAAAACUUAUAUCGGCCAAGGUCUCUCCAAGCCACUGGCUCGUCAAAAUGCUGCUGAAAAUGCUCUUAAGAGUUUACUUCUUGAAAAAAUGAACGCAGCAGCUAAAAAAAUUAAAUUCGAAGACGUUAUCGAUGGAAGCCAGCCUCCUAGUCAAGGCAACCAAGGAACUCAAGACAACACUCAAAUUGCUGAUGAUGUUUCCGAAACUGGUACGAUUCCGAUGGAAGUAACCGGAAAUGAAGAGUCUGAUGACAUACCCUGGAGUUCAUUGGCAAGCUUUGCUUUGUACAAACUGUUUGUUGAAUGGCAGAAUCAAGGCUCUGUGGUACCAAUUCCCAGACCCGGGUUACAACAACCAGUCAAAGCUAAAUCCGAACCGAAACCACCGGCAGAGAAAAAACUUCCGGCUAAUGCUGAAACAAUUCAUCCGGUGAUGCUGCUCAAUCAAAUGAAACCAGGAAUUGUUUACACUGAAGUCAGUCGUCGCGGCAAUCCUCCUAAUACAUAUUUCACUUUAGCCGUUGAUAUUGAUGGAAAAUCUUUCACUGGUGAAGCUAAAAAUAAAAAAGACGCUAAGAAAGCUGCAGCAAAGGCUGCACUAAAAGGACUCUUUGGACUAGACUAUCCUGCCGAAGCUGAGGAAUCAAACCAGAUGCAAGUCCAGGAAAUUACACAAUAAGUUGAUAUUAAUCCAUAUCAUUAAUAACAAAAAAAAAUAUUUAUUACGUCAACUAGGAGACGUAUUCUUAUUGACUCACUAUCAUGUUUUUUGCUGAUUAUGUAGAAUUUGGAAUUUUUUUUAUAGACGAAUAACUCUAGUGUAACUUAUGUUUGUUUGCAUUAUAUAAAUUACUGUAGCUAAAAUUUUUUUUUUAUGACAAAGUAUUAUAAAAAUUAUGUUUUAUUACUUGAACUUUAUAAAAUAUUCAGUUGGUAUUGAAA